UUUGACAAGGUAAUUAAUUUCUAACCACAGUUUUUGUGGAAUUAUGAAUUUUAAAAAUUAAACAGUAAUAAUUUAAAUAUGAAUAACUUACCUUUUAAGAUUAAUAUAUCUAAAUUUCUCAAAAAGAGAUCAGUAAAAUAUGGUGUUCCUUUUUUACUUUUAAUGUUGGGAGGUUCAUUCGGUUUAAAAGAAUUUACAAACUUGCGCUACCAGUUUAGAAACGUAUCAGCAGUCAAUUAUGAAGAGGCCAAGAAACUUGGAAUAGAUAUGAAAAAACCUGGGGAAGUUACUCUCGAAAGCGAAUAUGAAAAAAUUAAGAAUAUGGAUAUAGACAACUGGGAACAAGUAAGAGGUCCCCGGCCAUGGGAAGAGAAAGAUGAAGUAUGAAUUUACAAAAACAAAUUUUUGUAUAUACUUACCUGUAAUAUAUUAGUUCUUCUAGUCUGGUAGGAUUGUAUAAUAAAAUAUUUUUUUUUGUU
Molecule: messenger RNA, 479 nt
Organism: Sitophilus oryzae (rice weevil)
Lineage: Eukaryota; Metazoa; Arthropoda; Insecta; Coleoptera; Curculionidae
Gene: l(3)neo43
Product: cytochrome c oxidase assembly protein COX16 homolog, mitochondrial
Exons: 2
Coding region: 79-387 (102 amino acids)
Biological process (GO): mitochondrial respiratory chain complex IV assembly
Cellular component (GO): mitochondrial inner membrane
Source: RefSeq, a predicted model, not a curated record